Messenger RNA from Hymenoscyphus albidus, 1358 nucleotides. Lineage: Eukaryota; Fungi; Ascomycota; Leotiomycetes; Helotiales; Helotiaceae. The record is from the annotation of a GenBank genome assembly.
AUCUCCAGCCUUGUCUCCUAAUCUUCCAUAUCUUCAACCAUGGCGAUUACAAUACUUGCGCCGGCUCCAGCUGAGCCCAUAUAUCGAGAAGUUGAUCCUUCGGAAGAUUCUGACAAUGGUGGAGCAGAUCUGGAAGGAGACCAUGAAAUGCGACCCACCAAACGGGCUAAGCAUUCUACCUUCAGUAUAGUUACUCCUGGUGAGGUUGUCACUGACGAUGCUCAAUGGAUGAGGUUUGAACUCGCCCAGCUCCCUUAUCACAGUCUGAUUACUGAUAAGAAUAUAGAGGUCAUGGCACAUACAUCCAACCAGGUAGUACUGAGAUCAUAGCCACAGUAGCUGGUACCAUCCAAAAAACCAAUAAACUCCUCUCCGUUCGUCCCCUCCGUGCAAGAUAUACCCCCGAAAUUGGAGAUUUGGUUGUUGGUCGCAUAAUGGAAGUACAAUCGAAGAGAUGGCGCGUUGAUGUGGGAGCCCCCAAUCUUGCAGAUCUACCUCUUGCUGCCAUUAAUCUCCCUGGAGGAAUCCUGCGCAAAAGGACCGAGACCGACGAACUUGAGAUUCGAACAUUUUUCAGUGAAGGAGAUCUUCUGGUUGCCGAGGUCCAAAGUUUACGCCAAGAUGGAAGUGCAAGUUUGCAUACAAGAAGUUUGAAGUACGGCAAGUUAAGAAAUGGGGUGUUCAUGAGUGUUACCGGUACUGGUGGAGGUGGCGGUGUGGUGAGAGCUCGCAGACAGGUCUGGACCAUUGAUACGAUGCACGGAGGAGGAAAAGUGGAUGUCAUACUCGGUGUUAAUGGUUACAUUUGGAUCAGCAAGCACAUUGAAGUCGCUGGGGGCGAAACGGCUAUUACGAGAAUGGAAGAGAGCAUCAGCGCCACAGUAUAUUCAAGUCAAAAUGAAUAUAUAGGUCCGGAGACCAGAACGGAGAUUUCAAGGAUAAAAGGAGUCAUAACGCUCUUAGUCGAGCAAGGAUUUCGAGUUGAUGAGGAUAUGGUAAUGAAAGGGUACGAAGCAGCAGUCACGGUAGACGACGAGGACUUGGGUGAAACCAAUGUCUAUCUAGGCGGUGCGAAAGGCAAGAAGGUGGUGGACUUGCUAAGUGAAAAAUGAAAUUACAUAAAGUAUGACUUUCAACUUGUUCGCUUAACAAGCUAUUCCUGUCACCAUCAUCGUUGUGGAUUUCCCGAACUAUUUGCAAAGCACGUUUUCUGGUGAAGAUCCCUGGCAACUCGAAUUUUCUGCGUAGCUGUUUCUGGAGUCGUGGCCGAUGGAUCUGCUUUUUUCCCGCCUCAAGAAUCAAGUAUCGGCGGGGAAAAUCCACCCAAUGAUAAGAUGUGGAUCGAGCCGCAUCCCACC